Penicillium taxi is the source of this 2187-nucleotide messenger RNA. RefSeq names its product T6SS phospholipase effector Tle1-like catalytic domain-containing protein. The record is from RefSeq and is a predicted model, not a curated record. NCBI's taxonomy places the organism in Eukaryota, Fungi, Ascomycota, Eurotiomycetes, Eurotiales, Aspergillaceae. The transcript has 2 exons. Bases 1 to 2187 code for a protein of 728 amino acids.
AUGAAGUUCGAUUUGGAGCUCCAGGGUGACGACUACAUCCUCCGACAAAGGAAGGAUGUAGAGCGAACUCCCAUCUCAAAGCGCAUAAUCAUCUGCUGUGACGGAACAUGGCAGUCAGCCGUAUCAGGGAAGAAGAAUAUCCCAUCAAACGUGACCCGACUCUGUCGAGCACUCAACCGAGUCGGAACAGACGAAAAUGGUAAAGAGUGGCAACAGGUAGUCUGGUAUGACUCCGGAGUCGGCACGAGCUCAAACCCACUCAGCGACGUCAUAGCAGGAGCCUUUGGUAAUGGGCUGGAGACGAAUGUCAUCGAGGCAUACAAUUUCUGCGUGCUGAACUAUAACCCCGGUGACGAAAUAAUGUGUUUUGGGUUCUCGCGCGGAGCAUACACGGCUCGAACCAUCGCUGGCCUUAUCUCGGAUGUGGGAAUCUGCUAUAAAAUAGAUCUGAACCGGUUUCCGGAUCUCUGGGCUGUUUAUAAGACUUUUCCGCAUGGCGAUCGGUUUCAUCGGAGUGAUCUUUGGUUUGACUGGUUGUGGGGGAAAGCAGAUGAGCAUCAGGGUGCUGGAUCUGAAGGAAAUCGGGAGCUUAUUUGUGAGGAAGCUCCUCAAAGAGAUUGGGCACAGGAGGGUUCGAGAGAGGUUAAGGUUGUUGGUGUUUUUGACACCGUUGGCUCGUUGGGAAUGCCGGAGGUCAUGGGAAUUAAGUUGCCAACCACGCCGAACAACAGCUGGCACAAUGUCGGGCUGUCAGAUAACAUCAAGAAUGCCUUCCAAGCCCUGGCUCUCGACGAACACCGCAACGCAUUCUCGCCAUCUGUGUGGCAUCUGUCUAACAAGACAGCCACACCAGAGGAGGUACAGCAACGAAGAGACGAAGAAGAUCAAGCAGAGAAAGAUUACUGGUCAACUUUGCAGCAAGCCAAGGAUCUCAAAGCAGGAGGCAAGGCCACUGAUAAACAAGUGAAUGAUGCUGCUCGACACGUCAAUGAAGCCGCCAGGGCAUGGAACAAGGCCUCUAGAGAACGUGUUAUAUUCCAGAAUCGUCUAGAGUUGCAUCCGACUCUGAAGCAGGUCUGGUUCCCAGGUUAUCACAUCCACGUCGGUGGAGGGUCAAAUGACACGCUGAAAAAUGAAGGCGACAUGGAAGAGAUGUCCAAUAUCACAUUCCACUGGAUGUUGGACCAAGUCAAGAUUUAUUUGUCACUUGAUGAGCGUUAUAUUGCCGGAGAGCAUCACGAGCGUGAAUCGAACCUUGCAGCUAUAAACUCGGCCUAUACGAAGUGGAAGACGACAGAGCAAUCUCUUGAGACGACAUCGUGGGGCAACAAGGCAUGGAAAAAUAUAAAAGCCGUGGCUUCAGCACUUAAACAUCCACUAUCUUUCUUCAAUGAACCAGCUUACAAGGCGUUACGCGAGUAUGGCUGGGGCACGGGCAUUCUGAAUGACAGCUUCACGGCAAUUUACUGGCUCAAUGGACAAAAAAGACGCACACCGGGCGAAUACGCCAUGGAGAAUGGGGAGCCCCUUGGUGACACUUUCGAGUUUAUUCACCCAGUGGUGAACUUCAGAUACGAGAACUUCAAGAAAAUUAACAGGAAGGACCACAAACAUAUCCUGUACUCGCCAAUUGGCCCUGCUGUGAAGUAUGAGCGCUGGAAGACGACGGACAGCAAUGAAAAUGUGUCCUUCGUUUAUCACAUAGGCAACUCGCCAAAACCAAUUCCUGAGUGGAAACUUGGAGGGUUGGAUGCCUAUGAGCGAUUAUCUAUCGCUGGAACUACGGCUUAUGACUAUGUCGAUAAUUUGGACGAAGAGCUCAAGACAGGAAUUCGAACGAUCCGUCGCACGGCUCGGGAUAGGUCAGAAUUAUCCACUGAAGUCCCUGUUGCUGCAGUACUCGAUACUGGAGACAACCAUGUGGCAGAACGGGAGGAAAUCGGUACUUCUGGUGUGCCUUCACCAACAGAAGCUCCUAUUUCCGGUGUACUCGAUACCGGGGACAAUAAGACAAGUACCGCCAGCGUGUCCUCAGACGAGGAAGAUUGGGGUAAAAGCUCCCAGGCGACAGAGUUUGACGGCAGACAAUCGGGGAACUUUCACCCAGAAACUGUCGAGUCAAAGAUCUCAAGCACACAAAUUUGCCGAGACGCUUCACAUGACCUGAUCUCAACUCCCAUCCAUUGA